UUUUUUUGUUUCGGUUAUCAUAUAUCGCUCAAACAGUAAAAAAGUCUCAUGAUUCCAAAAAAAUUAAAUUAAUUUUCACAAAAAUCGUUUGAAUAAUUAAUUAAUUGAAUAAAAAAAUUAAAAAAAUAAAAUGAACAUUAUCAGAACUGUAAGAAAUAACUGGAAAAAGUCUUUAUUCGCUACGGCGAUCGGCGCCUGGGGCCUGAAAUACGCUGAUCAAAGAUGGAGGGAUUGGAAUCUAAUGAAGAUGUACUGCACAGAAGCAAAAAAAUAUGGAGACUUGAUGUUGAAGAGUACAAACAGGCCAAAAAGGGUUGUGGUCAUUCUAAAUCCAGCUGCCAACAAAGGAAAAGGCAGAGCCUUGUAUGAAAGAAAUGUGGCUCCUAUAUUAAAUCUUGCUGGCAUGGAAGUGGCCUUACACGUUACUCAGUCGGAAGGCCAGGCGAAGAGAAUAAUGAUGGAGACCGUCGAGAAAGCAGACGCCAUUAUUGUGGCCGGGGGCGAUGGAACCCUGUCAGAAGUUGUUACCGGGAUUAUGAAAAGGGCUGAUGAGCCCACAUUCUCAAGCAUUCCUAUAUGCAUUGUACCACUUGGUCAGACUAACACUCUGGCGAGGACAUUAUAUCUGCCAUCAGUGCAUAAUACUGUUCAGUUCAUAGCGGAGAUGACCCUGUCCAGUGUCAGCGGUGGCCUCAAGCAUGUUGACGCCCUCAAUGUCAAGGGCGGGGAUGACAAAUCAGUCUAUGCAGUCUCUAAUGUGUCUCUUGGCUUAUUUUCUGAUUCUGAAAUCAGGAAAAAAAGGAAUUGGUACUUUGGACCCCUCAAAGAUAGACUCUGUUACGUCAUAACGGCCGUGCGACAUUGGAAAAAUGAACUUAAGUUCUCAAACAUCAUUUUUCACUACACAGUUCCGUGUCAGGGCUGUAACAGGUGCAAAGAACUACCUAAAAAGAUCGAAUAUCGGUGGUGGAAUAUAUUUAUUAGGCCCCAGCAUAAAGUUCUAGAAAAGGAUUAUACGGACGUCGUCAAUGAACAAUGUGGCGUUGUUAAGGACACCAACGUUAACUUCUGCCAUUUAGAUGCAUUUGCUAACCGUAAAGCAAAUUCCCUUGACGUGAAACUGACAUCCAAUGACAUUACAAAAAGCGAUUUCAUCAAAAAAGGAUGGAAAAGGAUAUCUAAAAAUCCAGAGGAUACAAAUGAUACUGCGACGAUCAGCAACAACGACGACGGUAACAGGAAUGAUAUAUAUCUCAAAAAAGAUGGAAACGAUACAGAUGAUGAUAAAGACAUACAUCUUAAUGUAGCAAGCUUAACCAUGAACUUACCGAAUGAUAUAGCAGACAGAAAGUUCAUAAUAGACAGCGAACAGUUUGAACUGAUGACACCACUAACACUACAGAUACUGCCUAAUAAAUUUAAAUUUUAUUACGCCAGAGGAAAUCACGUGAUAGCUCCGGAGAGUAAAAUUUUCAAAAUGCCGAAAUUUAGGAACGCUUAGUCAGUUUAGCAAUCGAUAGGUAAUUGAGUAAUUAUUCGAGUAAUUAAGUAAUUGACACGUGAGUGAACUUUUUAAAUUCAUUAAUAUAUCCUAUAUGCCAAUGUCCUGAAAGGAUAAGGCACGAGAAAGAAUGAAGAAAUAUACCCUAUCUCUUAUAGCCAUCAUCCAUAGUAUUAUAUCUUUUUAUCUCGCUGAUUUAUCUAUCCUUAGACUAUCAUUAUUUUUAUCAUCCUCGUCAUUCUUAGUCAGCCGUAAUCACCAUUCACCGAUAUUAUUUUCAGUAAUCUUAUUCAAUUGUUUAAGAUUUAAUAAACAGAUGGCUAUAAACUUUCAUAAGGAAAAAACUGUCUUAUACAUGGAUAUAUUAUAUAUAUAUUAUAUAUAUAUCUAUAUCCAUGGUCUUAUACGGCUAUAUAUAUAAAUGUUAUUAUCUUCUAACCUGCAACUGUUUCAAAUAGUUCAUUUAUAUGUAUAUAUAUAUUCUAACAGUCUUAACCCAAUAUAUAUAUAUAAUUAUAUAAUAUGUAAUGUAUGUAAGCGAAUCUUUUAAUUGGAAAGUUCUCAACAUGAUUAUUGGCAACCAAAAAAAAAGAAUAUAAAACGUACAAAUGGAAGUAAACUUCAAUUCAAUGAAAAAUGAUCUCAACCAGAAAUGGCUCUUGAAAACGUCAAAGGAAUAAUAAAGAAUAAUAAAUAAUUCCAUACGUAUUUAAUAAUAAAUUAUUACAUACACAAAGAAUAAUUAAACGAACGCUCCUUUCUCAAUAUUCCUAAUACCUCACCCGUGUAAAAUACUAUACCUUUCUUAAUGGUUACUAACUGAUAUUACCACUACUGUAAUUCUAGUGCAGUUAUUAACGAUUCAGUUACUAUACCUUUCUUAAUGGUUACUAGCGUAAUACUCAUCCUAGAAUACUUAAUACUACUACUACUGCUACUGCUGCUGCUGCUAAAAACGCUAUUACUAAUUUGUGGUAUGAUGUUAAAUACGUAUAGAACGACUCAUUCAACAACAAAUACUGCUGUUCAGUAGUAAUUAUCAUUGAUACGUAUUUUAAUAAUAUAUUCAACUAUACUAGCACUGCUACUUAUUUAGUGCUUUACUUUGUAGUUAGAAUUAAAACUGGCAAACUUUAUUUUGCUGUUAUUGUUACUACUACUAGAACUGCUGCUACUACUACCA
This is a messenger RNA of Helobdella robusta, 2684 nucleotides long. RefSeq lists its product as hypothetical. Lineage: Eukaryota; Metazoa; Annelida; Clitellata; Rhynchobdellida; Glossiphoniidae. The record is from RefSeq and is a predicted model, not a curated record. Bases 131 to 1501 code for a protein of 456 amino acids. Gene Ontology annotation, cellular component: TIM22 mitochondrial import inner membrane insertion complex; mitochondrion. The transcript has 13 exons. Gene Ontology annotation, molecular function: ATP-dependent diacylglycerol kinase activity; ceramide kinase activity; acylglycerol kinase activity. Gene Ontology annotation, biological process: ceramide biosynthetic process; protein insertion into mitochondrial inner membrane.